Molecule: messenger RNA, 1674 nt
Organism: Musa acuminata AAA Group (dessert banana)
Lineage: Eukaryota; Viridiplantae; Streptophyta; Magnoliopsida; Zingiberales; Musaceae
Product: phosphatidylinositol 4-phosphate 5-kinase 10
Exons: 8
Coding region: 283-1416 (377 amino acids)
Biological process (GO): phosphatidylinositol phosphate biosynthetic process
Cellular component (GO): plasma membrane
Molecular function (GO): 1-phosphatidylinositol-4-phosphate 5-kinase activity
Source: RefSeq, a predicted model, not a curated record
AGCUAAGCAAGCCAAGUCUUCGUCACGACGGUCGAAAGGGCCGUUGGAUCGGGUGCUGCGAUGCCUAUUCCUGGCUCUCGCAUUCGCCCGUCUGCCGACGGCCGAAACCUCCCGCAUCGAUUCCACGCUGUUCCCACCUCACCCCUCGCCGGCUGCUCCGAUUCCCACCUUUCCUCCCUCCUUUAAUGUCCUGCUCCCCCCACCCUCCCUUCACUCCGACUCCACGCCUCCUGCCUCUGCUCCCCCUCGCGAUCCCGGACGACGCCGCAGCCACCGGAACACAUGGAGCAAAAACUUGUGCUUUCAGAGCAGGAACCUUCAUAUCUUGAUUUCACUUCCACGUCAUCUCUUUUGCUAUGGUGCUCUAUUGAUUCUAAAGGCACACAUACUGAGUUUCAGUGGACUGAUUAUAGUGCUGCAGUUUUCAGGAAUCUUCAAGAGUUUGAUGAAAUUAAUUUUGAUGACUAUUCGGAUUCAAUGCGUCGUCGUGAAACCUUAAAGCUUCUUUUUUCAAAUAAAAAGAAUGUUACUUCUCUCCGUUUACCCCAUGAUGAUAGGUUCAUCUUGAAGAUCAUAAGCAAAUCACAAAUGAAGGUCUUCUUGGAAAUGCUACCAAAAUAUUAUCAACAUGUGAAGACAUACAUGAACACUUUACUAGCAAGCUUCUAUGGGCUUCAUGUUGUGAAGCCACGUGGUGGACAAAAGGUUCGCUUUAUAGUAACCAGAAACGUUCUUCAGUCAGAUUCAAGAAUUCACAAGCAUUUUGUUAUCAGAGGUUCACCACAUAGCUACCAUGUGAACAAAGCUGGAGAUGAGGAAGAUCUGAACAUGACUUUCCAUCUACAUACAUCUCAUCGGAAUAAAAUUCUGAUGCAAUUAAAGCAUGACUGCAAUUUUUUGGAAGAAGCAGGCAUCACACAUUACUCUCUUUUGCUGGGAAUGCAUAUUUGUUCAACACCUUUUGAAGCUGCUCUUCAAGUUCGCCACUCUCCGCGAUAUUCAACAGGUUCAGCUGAUUGCAGUGAGAGUUCAGAUGGACCUGAAUCGGAGCAUGGUGAUGCAGAUCAAGAUUUGUCAUCUGAUGAUGAUACAACAUCAUCCUGCUCUACAGAAACUGAAGAUAGACUUGGUUUCAAGAUGGCAGCCCGGGCAGUUGGCUUCCGGAAAAGGGAAAGCAAUGUGGUAUCAACUCAUACGGCAGGGACAGUGCAACCCAACAAUGUGAACCUAUUCUUUGGGAUAACUGAUAUUCUUCAACAUUACAGCGUGCGUAAGCACAUAGAACAUGUUUUGAAGUCUCUGCAAACGGACCAUCCAUCAGUCUCAGGAGUAAAUCCCAAAGGGUAUUCGACUCAUUUUCAGGAAUGCGUCUCCAAAAUAUUUCCAGAAAAUGAUUUUGAUAUCAACAUGCUAUAGAUGAUCUAUCUGAGACAACCACGAGAAGGAGAAAGUAUAUACAAUGCUACAACAGCCUUCAUUACAUGUGGACAAAUUUUACUUUGAAUAUUAUUUUAUGCACAUGUAUAUGGCACUGGAGGAUCUAUUCAUAAUAAUAAACUGUGUUAGGUCAUUAACGCUGCAUGUAAUCGGUUUACAAUAUGGCUGAGCUUUAUUUAUGCCUCUGGACGAACUGGUAUGAGAUCUUGGAGAUAACAUGUUUUUGAUUUGUUGUUA